CGUGUGCGCUCUCCCGUGCCGAUUCGGGGCUCGUCCGGAAGCUUCUAGAGCGGUAGAAUCCAAAACUCCAGAGGCGAACGCGAUGCGACGAGACGAGACGAACCGAAGAAGCAUUCCCUCCCUCCGCUCGAGCCCCUCCGUUUUGAUCCGAUUCGCUCGCGGUAAGCGUGAUUCCAUCGCUGUAAUCGCCUGCUAGGUCGGUUGUGAUGGUGAGAUUGUUUCCUGUUUGAUCUCCGGGAUGAAGCCUAAACCCUAGGAGAGAUUGAUAUGGGGAGAGGCUACAGUUACAGCCCAUCACCACCUCCAAGAAGCUAUCGGAGAAGGGCCAGCAGCCCAAUUCCCCGUGACCGUUAUGGUGGACGUGGUAGAGAUCUCCCGACCAGUCUUCUAGUCAGGAAUCUUCGUCGGGACUGCCGGCCAGAGGACCUUCGUCGGCCAUUCGGACAAUUUGGUCGUCUCAAAGACAUAUAUAUUCCAAGAGAUUACUAUAGCGGUGAACCGCGUGGAUUUGGAUUUGUCCAGUACUACGAUCCUGAUGAUGCUGCCGAUGCAAAAUACUACAUGGACGGGCAGGUUAUUCUGGGCAGGGAAGUAGCUGUUGUAUUUGCAGAGGAGAACAGAAAGAAGCCUUCUGAGAUGAGAUCUCGCGACAGAAUAAGUGGCAGCAGAGGUCGUUCCUAUGACCAAAGGUACUCUAGGUCACCGCGAUACUCUCCUCCUCCAAGGGGCCGCUCGCCUUACCGCAGCCCGAGCUACUCAAGGUCUCCUUCGCCUCGGUAUGCAAGGCGCAGGAUGAGGGAGAGGUCCUACUCACCAGUUGAGAGCAGAUCAAGGAGCAGGAGCCCGGUCGAGGAAGGAUACGGUGGUGGAUCCACACGGAGAGAGAGGUCGCUCUCUGUCAGUGAAUGAGGUCUAGAGCGCUACCGGUAAUCUUCAACUAGUAGUCGCUAUGGCUUUGCGAACCAUAUGUUACUGUCGUGCUGUAGUGGUAUCAAUAACUUGGCAAAUGUUGCGUCAUUACGCCUUUCCUGGAAGAUCGCAAACAUAUUAAGUUACAACGCCGGUGAAUUCUGCUCACUUUGGAGUUGUUCUUGCUUUGUGCUUAUUUUGCUGUGGAUUCUGUAGAAAACGUUUUGAUAUGGUUGCCCGGUGGA
This is a messenger RNA of Oryza sativa Japonica Group (Japanese rice), 1154 nucleotides long. Its product is annotated as serine/arginine-rich SC35-like splicing factor SCL33. Lineage: Eukaryota; Viridiplantae; Streptophyta; Magnoliopsida; Poales; Poaceae. Gene Ontology annotation, molecular function: RNA binding. Gene Ontology annotation, biological process: mRNA splicing, via spliceosome. Gene Ontology annotation, cellular component: cytoplasm; nuclear speck. The record is from RefSeq and is a predicted model, not a curated record.